Molecule: messenger RNA, 2892 nt
Organism: Gadus chalcogrammus (walleye pollock)
Lineage: Eukaryota; Metazoa; Chordata; Actinopteri; Gadiformes; Gadidae
Product: calcium/calmodulin-dependent protein kinase type II subunit gamma
Exons: 23
Coding region: 187-2043 (618 amino acids)
Biological process (GO): protein phosphorylation
Cellular component (GO): cytoplasm; neuron projection
Molecular function (GO): calmodulin binding; ATP binding; calcium/calmodulin-dependent protein kinase activity
Source: RefSeq, a predicted model, not a curated record
CACGUACACACACCUACCUCCUGCGCUCUGCAACCCCUCCCGUCUCUGCUUUUCCUCUAGUCUCUUCAGCUUUGCCUGUCAGUAAGGUACUACUCCACUGUUGGAGGCUUCCCUCCCCCGGACUGUGUACGAGAGCAAGCCGCUGUCGUACCCUGAGGCACGGAGCUCUACUCUUACAGAUUAACCAUGGCUACAAUCGUGACUUCGACCAGGUUUACCGACGAGUACCAACUCUACGAAGAGCUCGGGAAGGGAGCGUUUUCAGUGGUGCGUAGGUGUGUGAAGAAGUCGUCAGGACAAGAAUAUGCCGCAAAAAUCAUCAACACUAAGAAGCUGUCUGCUAGAGACCAUCAGAAACUGGAGAGGGAAGCUCGCAUCUGCCGCCUCCUGAAACACUCCAACAUUGUGAGACUCCAUGACAGCAUUUCAGAGGAAGGCUUUCAUUACCUUGUCUUCGACCUGGUGACAGGAGGGGAGCUUUUCGAAGACAUUGUGGCCCGGGAGUAUUACAGUGAGGCCGAUGCCAGUCAGUGUAUCAGCCAGAUCCUGGAGAGCGUCAAUCACAUCCACCAGCAUGAUAUCGUGCACCGGGACCUCAAGCCUGAGAACCUGUUGCUGGCCAGUAAGAUGAAGGGAGCUGCAGUGAAAUUGGCGGACUUUGGCCUGGCUAUUGAGGUCCAGGGAGACCAGCAGGCCUGGUUCGGCUUUGCGGGCACCCCUGGCUAUCUCUCCCCUGAGGUCCUGAGGAAGGACCCCUAUGGAAAGCCUGUGGAUAUCUGGGCCUGUGGUGUAAUCCUCUACAUCCUCCUGGUGGGAUACCCUCCAUUCUGGGACGAGGAUCAACACAAGCUCUAUCAGCAGAUCAAAGCCGGGGCCUACGACUUUCCAUCCCCCGAGUGGGACACGGUGACCCCGGAGGCCAAGAACCUGAUCAACCAGAUGCUGACCAUCAACCCGGCCAAGAGGAUCACAUCCGAGCAGGCCCUGAAGCACCCAUGGGUCUGCCAACGCUCCACAGUAGCGUCCAUGAUGCACAGGCAGGAGACCGUGGAGUGUCUCCGCAAGUUCAACGCUCGUCGGAAACUCAAGGGAGCCAUUCUCACCACUAUGCUGGUGUCUAGGAACUUCUCAGUGGGCCGGCAGCAUACCAACUCUGCUGCUGCCGCCUCCUCCACGGCCUCGCUGGCUCAGGAAGCAUGCAAAAGUUUACUCAACAAGAAGUCCGACUCAGCCAAGCCCUCGACCAACAACAGUAAGAACAGUAUAGUGAGCGCCAUCAAUGCCCUGAAAGACAGCAACAUGGGAACCAACUCCCAGAUGGAAUCCCAGAGCACCGUGGUCCACAACCCCCCCGACGGUGUCAAGGGAUCAACGGAGAGCAAUGCAACCAAUGACGAGGAGGAGAUGAAGGCGGACAGCUCGGUGCUGAGUCAGAACAGUGCCACAGAGGAGAUGCCCCUCCUCCUCUCCUCAUCCCAGAGUUCACCUGCCACUGUUCCGCCGAAUGACAUAAAGCGCAUGGCAUGGAACAGCACGGGCAACAGCAGCUCCUACCCCGAGUCAGAGCAGGCUCAGUCUGCCCCCGACGCGGCUCCACUAGGGGGCAGCGCCGUCCCAGCUAAGACCAACACGCAGCUGACUCGCAAACAGGAGAUAAUCAAGAUAACAGAGCAGCUGAUUGAGGCGGUCAAUAAUGGCGAUUUUGAUGCUUACACGAGGAUUUGUGAUCCUGGGCUCACCUCUUUUGAACCUGAGGCUCUAGGGAACCUGGUCGAGGGCAUGGACUUCCACAAGUUCUACUUUGAGAACUUGCUGAGCAAGAACAGCAAGCCCGUGCACACCACUCUGCUCAACCCCCACGUGCACCUGAUCGGCGAGGACGCGGCGUGCAUCGCCUACAUCCGCCUCACCCAGUUCCUGGACUCCACGGGCCGCCCGCGCUCCAGCCAGUCGGAGGAGACCCGCGUGUGGCACCGCCGCGACGGCAAGUGGCUCAACGUGCACUUCCACUGCUCAGGGGCCCCGGCCGCGCCGCUCCAGUGAUCAGUAGUCCAGAGGCUCCAGUCUACUGGAGUGUGCGUUUUUGGGGGGCAGUUUUUUCGGCGAGUGUGUUUAAGGGGCCCGUCCUCUGCGUGGAUUGGCUAAUGCCUAGGAGCCCGGCCGGGCAAGAUUGCAUCCCUCUCCACGACACCAACCAAUCCCAGUCCCUCCUUUGACCUGCUGGGGGCCGGCCGAACACAGACUCCGCCCCCAUGGGAUGAUGCAUGCAACUGGCGCCUGACCGGAGGGCGCACCUUAGCCCUCUGACCCCCCUCCCCCGGCGGCCAUCUUUUUUCUGCCCGUGCAAGACGAGACACCCUGGGGGAGACAGCGUUUACAGUUGAACUUGUGACAGUUUAUGAGUAUGAGUAAUGAAUAUAUUGUUAAUUAUGACUAGCUGUACCAGAAAAAUCACCAAAACACAACCAACCAAGCAUUUAUAUUUACUAUCUUAAAAAAAAAGAAAAAAAAGGGAGAAGCGACGAGGGGGGGGGGGGGGGGGGGGAGAGAUUGGCGGCAGCGGCAGCCGAACUGGGAUUUUAACCGUGCACCCGCAGCAGGGGGGGGUCUCUAGUGGACCCCAGGGGCAGACGGCGCUGUGCUGGGUACCGGCAUUUUGAUGUGUAUAUGACGUAGGGAUGCUUUCCUCUAGGUAAGCAGUCCAGCUGGCAUGGGGGAGGGGGGGGGGGGGGGGUUGUUGUCAGACUGGAACGGAGUCAGCAGGAGAAACUAACCGGAAUGAAACGAGCAAGCUUGAUAUCAACGACAUGAAGCACCAAAGUGUAGAACUUUACGCUUUUUCUGUGUACUCAUGUGUGUUUUUCCGUGUGCUGUUCUGUCGAGGGGUGCUGA